This is a messenger RNA of Drosophila obscura, 3109 nucleotides long. It is a transcript of the gene Rhau, whose product is annotated as ATP-dependent DNA/RNA helicase DHX36. Gene Ontology annotation, molecular function: G-quadruplex RNA binding; ATP hydrolysis activity; ATP binding. NCBI's taxonomy places the organism in Eukaryota, Metazoa, Arthropoda, Insecta, Diptera, Drosophilidae. Gene Ontology annotation, cellular component: nucleus; intracellular anatomical structure; cytoplasm. The record is from RefSeq and is a predicted model, not a curated record.
UUACAAAUUAUUUUCCGCGGCUUAACGCAAGCUGUUCACCUGUUGAAAUAAAGGGGGGUUAGUGGGCUAAGCUCUUCUUCUUUUCUCGAUAUAUUUGGAAAAUGAGAAGCGGCAUAUUUCUGAGAGUCACUAUCCAGUGAUUAAAAUUAAAUUAAAAUUAAAUUAAAUCUAGUUGAAUGGAUCGAGAACGCGAUUUCGACUCGAAUGCCCGCAAGGGCAAUCGUCCGCCCGGGCUGAAGGGCAAGGCACUUGGCAUGUACUACCGGGACCUGGGUCGCCAGCGCGCAAAAGAACGUGAAAAACUGAAUAAGGAUGCAGGAAAGCCGCCCGACGCCGAGGUGCCCAAAAUCCGGCUGGGCUGCAGUGUCAAUGUGCCCGGCGGAGUGCUGGAGCAAGUCAACAAGUUCAUGCAGGACUUCAACAAGACGCCCAAGAAAUCCCACUCGGACGUGGAUGCGCAGUUCGAGCUGCAGUUUCGUCAUCUGCUGAGCGUCAAUUUCCACCAGUUCAUUGCCGAGAAGAAGCAACAGAACGCGACUUUGAACUACAUCAACCAGAAUUUGGAUACCAAAUUGAUGGAGCAGCACCGCGAGCGCCUGCAGUCAUCCAGUAUGCGCGAGCGUCUGAGCGCACGUGAACAGCUGCCCGCCAUGAAGCAUGCCGAUGAGAUUAUACGCACCGUCCAGCAGAAUCAAGUUAUUCUGAUCGUUGGCAGCACCGGCUGUGGCAAGACCACACAGGUCCCGCAACUGCUGCUCGACCACAGCAUUGUAAAGGGCUGUGCCUCCGACUGUCGCAUUGUGUGCACCCAGCCGCGUCGCAUUUCGGCCAUCACAAUUGCCGAGCGUGUGAGCUACGAGCGUGGCGAGCCCCUCGGCCAGUCGACGGGCUAUCAGAUACGCCUGGAGAGCCGCAAGCCCAGAGAUCGGGCCUCCAUUACCUAUUGCACCACGGGCGUGCUGCUGCAGCAGCUGCAGUCGGAUCCGCUGAUGCACAGCCUAAGUGUGCUCAUUCUGGACGAGAUACACGAGCGCAGCGUGGAGACAGACAUGCUUAUGGGUCUGCUGAAGGUCAUUCUCCCCCAUAGGCCCAACCUGAAAGUGAUUCUGAUGAGUGCCACCGUUCGGGAGCAGGAUUUCUGUGAUUACUUUGAGAACUGUCCCAUGUUUCGCAUUGAUGGUGUCAUGUUUCCCGUUCGCAUGCUCUACCUGGAGGAUGUUCUCUCCCUCACCAAUUAUCAGUUCGACAACCAUAGGCCCGGAACAAACCGGAAACCCAAGCAGGAUCGUAGGGAGACCCAAAUGGCACACGAGGCCAUGAUUUUACCGUAUGUGCGUCGCGUUCGUCACAUGUACGAUCGCAGGGUCCUCGACCAGUUGCGUCUGCCCGAAUCGGAGGGCUGCGAGGACAUUGAUUUCAUCGCCGAUCUCGUGUACUACAUCUGCGAGAACGAGCCAGAGGGUGCCAUUCUGGUCUUUCUGCCCGGCUUCGACAAGAUCUCCAAACUCAACAAAGCCCUGGAGAAUCCUCAGGGUUCGGUCAAGGGCCAACGCUGGCGUCACAGUCUGGUGCUCUAUCCGCUGCACUCCCUAAUGCCCUCCGUCGAACAGCAGGCAGUGUUCCGUCGUCCGCCGGAUGGCAAGCGCAAGGUCAUUAUGUCCACCAUUAUAGCCGAGACAUCGGUGACCAUUGACGAUGUGGUGUAUGUCAUCAAUUCGGGCCGCACCAAGGCCAGCAAUUAUGAUAUAGCCAGCAAUAUCCAGAGCCUGGAUGAGGUGUGGGUGAGCAAAGCGAAUACCCAGCAGCGCAAGGGUCGUGCGGGACGCGUGAGGCCGGGCAUUUGCUACAAUCUGUUCAGUCGGGCGAGGGAGGAGCAAAUGGCCGAUAUACCCACACCGGACAUACUGCGCUCCAAACUGGAGUCACUCAUUUUGAGUCUGAAACUGUUGCACAUUGAUAAUCCUUAUGAUUUUCUGGGCACCCUCAUCAGUGCACCCGAACAGGAGGCCAUCAAAAAUGGUAUCCUGCUGCUGAUGCGCAUUGGCGCCCUGGACAAGGACGGCAUUCUCACACCGCUGGGCGUGCAUCUGGCGAAGCUUCCCGUCGAUCCGCAAAUGGGCAAAAUGAUGCUCAUGUCUGCCCUGUUCUGUUGCCUGGAUCCCAUCACCUCGGCGGCGGCGGCGCUCUCUUACAAAUCGCCAUUCUACACGCCGCUGGGGCAGGAGAGUCGUGUGGAUCAGGUCAAGCGGCAGAUGGCCCACAAUAUGCGCAGCGAUCAUCUGAUGGUGCACAAUACCCUUUGUGCGUAUCGCAAGAGUCGCAAUGGGGAUCGCAAUUUCUGCUAUACGAACUAUCUCAGCUACAUGACGCUGCAGCAGCUGGAGCGCAUGAAGAAUCAGUUUGCGGAAUUGCUGUGCAACUACAAGUUUCUUAGUUCACCCGGUUUGCUGGACAGAUCGUCCAAUAUUAAUUCGGACAAGAUACCACUGCUGAGGGCAAUCAUUGGAGCGGGUCUCUAUCCGAAUAUGGCAUGCAUGCGCAAAGCCCGUCGCAUACGAAAUUCUGUGCGUGCCGUACAUAACAUGUCCACGGACGAUGGCAAGCGUGUGAAUUUCCAUCCCUCGUCUGUGAACAGCGGCGAAAGCAGCUUCGAAUCGGAUUAUUUUGUGUACUACCAGCGACAGAAAUCCUCAUCGCUUUAUCUGCUGGAUUCCACAAUGGUCUUUCCCAUGGCCCUCAUUAUAUUCGGCGAUGGCGUGGAGGCUGGUGUCGCCGACAGAGUGCCCUAUCUGUGCGUGGCCAAUACAUACUAUUUCAAAUGCAAUCCAGAGACAGCCAAAGUGGUGCUCGAACUUCGCACAAAUCUGGGUAGAUUGCUGCUCAAAAAGGCGCUCUACCCAGCCCCAAUUGAGGAGAAUGGCGAAGAGAAGCAACUGAUCAAAGCUAUCGAGUUGUUGCUUUCUUUGGACGAAAAGUUGGAUCAUGAUUCGUUUUCGUCGGAUGAAAUUGAUGAUAUCUGAACGUGAAAGAGGCUCAUAGUAUAUGUGUAAACCAGGAGGACAUUCUCAUAGCAUAAUUUAAUUCCAUUUUAUUGUAUUUUUUUUUUUUU